CAGCCUUUCGUGAUUGUGUUGCCAUCGGGCUCAAGAUUCACAUCAUUGUGUCCGCCAUUCAUUCUCUUUGGGUGGUUACACUUUCACCCUACUUGUUUAAUGCACCAGGAAACCCCCGCGCAGACCCUAGCUUCCACGCGGCCCUAACCUUAACCUCACUUCGGUCUCGACUCGGCUUCUCUUUUGCGCCCGUAACGACGCGCCGCACUCAGAAACCACACACGCGACACACCACAACCUUGCGUAGAGCCUUGAAACUCGGGCGCGAGCAGGCGCGGCAGACAAGAUGUUUUGUCUGCGCAGCUGGAUACCGAUCCUGUUCUUCCUCCUCCGAACCAAAGCAUCGCCGACAUACCUAGUCGCCUUCCUUGUUGCGUCAUUCUUUCUCAAUCGCCCCUGCCCCUACUGCUCCAUUCUGCUCUUUAUCCUCGUCGCCGCCAUCUUCGACUUCCACUCGGCAUGGUUCGAGGGGCCCGAUUCCGCGCUAUCAGACUCCGCCGGGAAAAAUAUCAACAACACUGGCACGGUAGAAGCGAGUGGAAGGGGUGGGAUUAACGAAUUGGGACUCGAGGCUGCAAGUGUGUAUGCGCAGGCGGCGAGUCAGACCGCACAGGCGUUGCUGAAUGCCGCAGUGGAGGGCGUGAAGGAGAAGGUGGGCCGAGGAAGUACACAGGUGGACGGAUCAGCGGGAGUGAUUGAAUGGGUUAAGGGGGUAUGGGCGAGGAAAGAAAUGAGGAUCCCGUGUCUGGAUGUGCUGGUCAGACUAUAACAAAAGAGUCGGAGCGUCGCAAUCGAUUACCUUCUGAUGAGCAUAUUGGCGAGCUGUGCAUAAUUUGGACUGCAUUUUCGGGCGUCUUGGGAGACUGGGGCGGUUCAUAUUGCGUCUUUUGAGGGAUACAUGGUACCAUUUGAAGACGAUUAGUUCAGUGGUCUUAAUGAUGAUGGCACUGGGGAAGGUUGUCAGAACAGGUCCGUUGGCAGAGACGUUGAAAUUCCCGAAACAUGCC
Messenger RNA from Westerdykella ornata, 1007 nucleotides. RefSeq lists its product as uncharacterized. The coding region runs from base 287 to 769 and encodes 160 amino acids. The transcript is spliced from 2 exons. NCBI's taxonomy places the organism in Eukaryota, Fungi, Ascomycota, Dothideomycetes, Pleosporales, Sporormiaceae. The record is from RefSeq and is a predicted model, not a curated record.